GGAUGUGACGUCUGCCGUCAGGUGCCAACGAGCGGCGAUCGCGCUCGUCGCCGUCUUCGUCGCCGUCAACGAUGUCCAGGGCGCCGUGUUCUCCGUGGGUCAUGCCAAUGCCAUUGGGCGUGCAGGAAACCUACGUUUCACCAACAUCAUGGCGGACGAUGUGAAGGGAUGGCGUUUCCAGGAGGGCUACUACGAGUGCAGAGAGAGGGGCUACUACUACGUCUCUUUUCACGGACUCUCCACGCACGCUGUUCCUACGACUCUGGUGCUGCGCAAAAACUCGGAGGAGGUGCUGGCAGGAUACGGCAGCGGCACUGACUACAGCACCGCCAGCAACUCCGGCAUCGUCUUGCUGGGACUGGGUGACAAACUAUCACUGCACGUGAUCACCGGCGACAUUCACGAGUCAGAGAACAGUCGGCGCAACUACGUCACUCUGAGCGGCUUCAAGGUCGCCGACAGCCCUGGAGGCCCGGUUGGCCCCCCCGGCGCAAUUGGCGCCGCUGGCUCACUGGGGGCCGGUGGCGCAGUGCGUCCCGUUUCCCCCGUUGGCCCCGUUGGCGUCCUAGGCCCUGGUGUGGGACCCAUUGUCGGGCUCGGAGGCUACCGUUCUUCCCUCGUCCCCCAGCGGGUAGCGUUAGCCAAUCGCGGAAGACUAAUUCGCUAGACCCUAAGCCCCGUGGUGCUUUAGCCCGAUGUACUUACCCUAAGACACGAACAUGGAUUGCUUGGAGACGCCUGCUGCCUCGUGGAGUUUGCGAAACUGCGUGUGUUGAACGGAAUCUAUUGCGUCACGCACGGCUUGGACAGUAUUUGCGCGUACUCCUACAUGGGCAGUACUCCCGAGCUCAACUCCAUCGCAGUUGUCAGGAGGGAAGUAAAACA
Messenger RNA from Pollicipes pollicipes, 885 nucleotides. RefSeq lists its product as uncharacterized. The record is from RefSeq and is a predicted model, not a curated record. Gene Ontology annotation, molecular function: protein binding. NCBI's taxonomy places the organism in Eukaryota, Metazoa, Arthropoda, Thecostraca, Pollicipedomorpha, Pollicipedidae. Bases 149 to 667 code for a protein of 172 amino acids. The transcript has 4 exons.